CCGUACACCAUACUCUCCAGAAUUCCCUCCAAUACUACCUUCUUCUCAGUCCUUGACCUCAAGGAUGCCUUUUUCACCAUUCCCUUACACCCAGAUUCCUAUUUCAUCUUUGCCUUCACCUGGGAAGACCCACUUACUGACAACUCCUGUCAGCUCACCUGGACAGUUCUUCCCCAAGGUUUCAGGGAUAGCCCUCACCUGUUCGGUCAGGCCCUGGCAACAGACCUUCUAGGCUGCCACCUAGCCCCAUCUAUUGUUCUUCAGUAUGUUGAUGACCUACUCGUCUGUUCCCCCAGCCAGGAAGAGUGCACCCGAGCCACUACUGUUCUGCUCAACUUUUUAGAAGACAAAGGGUAUAGAGUUUCAAGAAAGAAGGCCCAACUCGUUACCUCAUCAGUCAUUUACUUGGGCCUACAGCUUUCCCCAGGAAAGAAAUCCAUUAUCCCCGAUUGACUGCAGGCCCUGAAAGCCCUCCAACCCCCGCAGUCUGCCACUGAAAUACUCUCCUUUCUAGGGGUAGUGGUAUUCUUCUGGCAUUGGGUGCCCAACUUUGCCCUUCUGGCCAAGCCACUUUACCAAGCAGCCGCAGAUACUCCUGAAGGCCCACUUACUUCACAGGGAACAGUGACUCGAGCCUUCCACAUGCUCCUACAAGCACUAUGCACUUCAACUUUUCUUGCUCUACCCAAUCCCAAUCUUCCUUUUCACUUGUAUACGGAUGAGAAAGACCACAUCGCAGUAGGAGUCCUGGCUCAACCAGUCAGCAACACCCUCCUUCCUCUAGCAUACCUUUCCAAACAACUCAGCCCCACAGAAAAGGGGUGGCCACCUUGCCUCCGAGCCUUAGCAGCAGCCGCCACACUUAUGACAGAGGCCCUUAAGAUCAACCUCCAGCAACCACUCACAGUAUUCUCCCCUCACAAACUGCAGGAGCUUGUAUCCUGUCAGGCCUUACCACACCUCGGGCCGUCCAAAGUCCAACUCCUGCACCUUCUAUUCCUAGAGAACCCUGACAUUUCUCUCUCUCACUGUCCUGCUCUUAACCCAGCCACCCUUUUCCCUUCUCCAAUGGCUCCGGCACAAGAUCACCGAUGCCUCGAGGUUAUCAUUGAAACCCAAUCCCCAUGGCCCGACCUACACUCCACCCCCAUCGAGGCUGAAACAACACUCUUCGUAGAUGGGAGCUCCUUCCUACAUCCAGGAAAACCCCGUAUUGCUGGAUAUGCAAUAGUGACCCAUUCAGACGUCAUCGAGACUCAUUCCCUCCCCUUAGGAACCACCUCGCAACAGGCUGAGUUAGUCGCCCUCACCCAAGCUCUCAAGUGGGCCAGGGACAAAACUUUCAACAUCUACACAGACUCAAAGUAUGCUUUCCUUAUUGCACACUCCCACUGUAUGAUCUGGAAAGAGAGAGGAUUCUUGACCACCAAGGGCACCCCGGUAGUUAACGGAAAACUCAUAUCUGAUCUCAUCUCAGCCAUCCAGCUUCCAAAGCAGGUUGCCAUCAUUCACUGUCUAGGACACCAAACCUCCAGGUCUCUAGUAGUCUUAGGUAAUGCUUUUGCGGACAGGACAGCCAGGGAGACAGCACAAACCUGCCCACCCCCAAAAGAAAUCUACUUCCUGUCACGCCACUACCAACCCCAGUAUUCCCCCUCUGAGCUCGAACUUUUACAGCAAAACCCUGGAGUGACCUUCGGGGAUGGAUGGGCCUUCAAUCACAACCUUCUUAUACUUCCCCAAGCACAAAAAACUACCAUGAUAAAGGACAUCCAUGAUUCCCUGCAUAUUGGGCCAAAACCCUGCUCCACUUCCUCCUACCCAUAUUACAUCCAGAAGGGCUUCCCUCCCUCAUUCAUCAAGUCCAUGCUCAAUGUCUCAUUUGUGCGAAGACCAACCCCCAAGGAGCCUGUCACCUCCGCCAACAGCUCCACCAGUUGCGUGGAUCUUUACCAGGACAAGAUUGGCAAAUUGAUUUUACUCACAUGCCAAGACAUAAACAGUUUUGGUUCCUGUGAACCAUUGUCGAUACUUUUUCAGGCUGGAUUGAAGCUUUUCCCACCACUUCAGAGUCCGCCAACACCAUUGCCGCCCAUCUCAUCCAGGACAUCAUCCCUCGGUUUGGGCUUCCAGCCACUAUUCAGUCAGACAACGGCCCGGCCUUUGUCUCCAAAGUUACUAACGCUGUCUGUGCUUCCUUAGGAAUUCAGUGGAAGCUGCAUGUGGCCUACCACCCCCAGUCAUCGGGUAAGGUAGAACGGGCUAACGGACUCAUCAAGGAUCAGCUUACCAAACUCUCUCUCGAGCUUAAGCAGUCAUGGGUCUCUUUACUACCGUUAGCUCUUACCAGGCUGCGGGCCCGCCCCCGAGGAGCCUCACAGCUCAGUCCAUUCGAGCUUCUAUAUGGGCGACCCUUCCUGUUAUCCACUCUACCUUCUCCAGAAAGUUCCCCCCGAACACCUACCUUCCCUAUUUUACCCUCCUCAGACAUCUACUCAGGGAACACGCCAACGCUUCCAUACCCCAGACCUCAGAAAUUCCACCCGCUCUGGGAAAGGUUGCCCCCGGUGACUCUGUCUUCAUUAAAACUCUCACUCCAAAACCCCUCUCACCCCGGUGGGAAGGGCCCUACACCGUCAUUUUAGCCACCCCAAUGGCCAUCAAAGUUGCUCAGAUUCCAUCUUGGGUCCAUCUCUCAAGAGUAAAAAAGUAUCCCGAUGGCCCUUCCAGUUCCCGUUGGGAGUGUGUUCCUACUGGUCCUCUAUCACUUAAGCUCUUUAAGCCCUGAAUUGUCCUUAGCUAACCCACAGUAUGUCUGGAGAUUUUUUCUCACUAAAAAUUAUACCAAAACUACUGGGAUUUUCUCUACCCCUCCUUACUCCCAUAACCACCUCCUGACCACGUCAGAUUGCCCCAUCACAGGAUGUGUAUUCCCCAUCCAACUCAACUUCUCCACCCUUAACAACGUCCGCAGUACUCACCCAUUGCUAUGCUUUAACUAUAAACAGACAGGUGCUUGUAAGACCUCCAGUUGGCACUCUUGUGUGGGAUGUGUCUGGGGCUCCUGUCAGCAUGAGCCCACAGCUAAUGAAUGGGAGCAGGGUGGCCGCUUCCCUUCCCUCCUUAAGAGGACCACAAAAUUCGACUCAGAAGGCAAUCCCAGCAAAGAGAGCCAGCUUACUCUAACCAUCCCAGAUCCCUGGGAUGAUAGAUGGCAAGCACCCCAAAAGGCCUCAGUCUACGAGACCAGUACCACAAGUUAUCCAUCCUCACACUUAUAUAUCUGGCGGGCGUAUGUCCUCACCUCUCCAGAAAUCCACAACACGAUCCAAGUGCAAGAAACUACAUUAAAAACUCAGCCCCUUUCUCAUGGUUAACCCUCAUGAGAGAAGGCCUAAAGCUCACCAACCAGACAGGGUUAACCAAUCUGACCUCUUGCCUCCUGUGUGCUACUCUUGGACAAACUCCUCUAGUUGCAGUCCCAACCAUGUUCCCUACACAUCACACCAACGGGACAGGCCGACACCCCCCAAUUCCAGACGUCCCACUCUUCUACCUCAACACUUCACCCUUUUCGGCCUGCUACUCUUCUCAGAGCUCAGACCCCACAUGCAACAGGACUCAACAACUCACAACUAAUCUAACAGCUCCCCGAGGUUUUUACUUUUGGUGCAACGGUACCCUUUCCAAACUACUAACCCAGUCCGACCUUAGAGGACAUUCCCACUGUCUCCCUGUCACCUUGGUCCCAUGCCUCACUGUCUAUUCACUGGCUGAGUUCCUUAUGAUGCACACUAGCAUGUCUUCUGCACACCCCAGCUCCCAUCGUCAACGAAGAGCUGCCUUUCUUCCCAUAGCUAUCGGGCUCUCCCUCGCAGGAUCCACAGCUGCUCUAGGCCUAGGAAGUGGGGCCCUGAUUAACACUCACCAGGCCCUAGCCUGCCUUUCCUCACAGCUGCAAACUGCAAUUGAUGACUCUGCUGCCUCCGUAGCAUCUCUCCAGCGACAAGUCACUUCGGUUGCUCAAGUAGCCUUACAAAACCGAAGAGCUCUGGACCUGCUUACGGCUGAACAAGGAGGGACCUGCAUCUUCUUACAGGAAGAAUGUUGUUACUACAUCAAUGAAUCUGGGAUAGUAGAAACCCGCAUCGAAAAUCUCCAGAAAAUCAAGGCAGAGCUACAAAGUCACCAGUUCACCACUGAAGCCACCGCAUGGUGGUCGUCAUCCAUGUACACCCUCCUAUCCCCACUGAUAGGGCCUCUGCUUAUCAUCUGUCUUUUCUUACUUGUCGCCCCUUGUUUCUUUCAGUUCUUGCAGCGCCAUUUCCAGGAGCUCACCCGGAUCACUAUCAACCAGAUGCUGCUACAACCAGUCCCCAGCCAUCCAGAUUGCGCGAGUCAGGAAUGUUCGGUAGAAAGUCCCGCCACCCUCCCCCCAGGCUUCCUGCCGUCAGGAGGAAAACCCUCAGGCGCUGCUCUGUUCUGCCCGACAACAACCAGGAGCCAAUCAUCGCAGCAGAAAAGCCCGCCAAGCCUCGGCCUAUCCUGAACCGACACAUAACCCUCUGAGCUACCUCAGCAGUCUGCCCAGAGACGGACAGCCUAUCCUAAGCUCCUAUGACAUUCCGCCAGCCCUGUGUCCACACCCCGUCCACCCCCCUAUAAGAACCCUCCUACCCCAGCUACGCAGUCACAGCCAGCCCAGAUCUCCUUCCUUUCCUGGCCUGCCCGCUGGUCCCAAUAAACCUGAACUCGGCUUCCAACUCUCGAGCUGUUACUUGGGAUCGGGUACCGGGCAGGGGUCUACAAGGGGGUCGCACAGUUAGGAAGAGGGACAUCCCAUUUCCUGAGCCUUUGGACACUCUUCAGCAGUGUGCCAGGGAAGUUCCAAAUUUUACCUUAUCCAACUACGGGUCGUAUUGAGUCUAGGCCUUAAGUAACUCAGUACAUUUAUUAUUCCUCUCCACGGUGUUCAAGCCAACCCGCUAAAUCUUAAAUACUGUGGCAAGAAAUGUGUCCCAUUGAGCCUUCUAUUUUGUGCAACUUGCCGAAUCGUUCUUGUGCUCUCCACAUAUGCACCACAUGCUCCUGCAGAAAUAGAUUUGUGAGACUUUAUCUUUCCUCAAUGGCUAUCUCCUCAUAUAGGCCUUUACGUCUCAGAAGAGGUGGUGCUGGGAUGAACCUCUUUAAUAAUAUGCAGCAGCAACGAUGUCAGUGGUAGCUCUGAGGUACCUAAGCUUCAACUUUUGGGGCCAGUUAUCCAGAUGAAGUUACAGAAAGACUUUCAUGCAGAGGAGGAAUCAGUUUCUUCAAAAAGGGGAGGGAGGUCUGUCUCCAGUGGCAAGUGAGGUUUAGGGAAACUUUGAAAGUUGAAAUUCUUGGCCUUAUCCAUACCUGCGAAAAUUUCCUCAUGUUCUAAAGUCCUAUUUCUUCCUUU
This is a messenger RNA of Callithrix jacchus (white-tufted-ear marmoset), 5437 nucleotides long. Its product is annotated as ERV-BabFcenv provirus ancestral Env polyprotein-like. The record is from RefSeq and is a predicted model, not a curated record. NCBI's taxonomy places the organism in Eukaryota, Metazoa, Chordata, Mammalia, Primates, Cebidae.